This is a messenger RNA of Biomphalaria glabrata, 939 nucleotides long. Its product is annotated as growth hormone secretagogue receptor type 1-like. NCBI's taxonomy places the organism in Eukaryota, Metazoa, Mollusca, Gastropoda, Planorbidae. Gene Ontology annotation, biological process: G protein-coupled receptor signaling pathway. Bases 1 to 939 code for a protein of 312 amino acids. Gene Ontology annotation, cellular component: membrane. The record is from RefSeq and is a predicted model, not a curated record. Gene Ontology annotation, molecular function: G protein-coupled peptide receptor activity. The transcript has a single exon.
AUGUGCAUCUGCGUCUUCGGCAUUGUGGGCAACUUUCUUAAUAUCAAAGUCUUCUUAAAACAAGGGCUUCGCACGUCUGUGAACCAGAGCCUUUGUGCUAUGUCUUUGUCAGACCUUUUGGGCCUCAUCUUUCAGGUCUGGCACAACUUUUGCAUGAACCCAUACCUGGAGCUAGCUGGACUACCUGUAGACUUUCUGAAAAUACAAAUUCUGACCGCGGGAUGUCCGAACGUGGCCAUGACACGCAUCACUGGCUGGAUCACGAUGUAUAUUACAGCUGAAAGAUGUCUCUCGGUCUUGCUUCCGUUGAGGAUCAGACAGCUGGUUACGGUCAAAAGGACAGCGGUUGUAUUAGUCUUAUGCUACUGCAUUAAUCUGGCCUUUUACCUUCCGCUCUACGCUGGGAACUAUUUAAGUUGGAGGUUCUAUCCUAAUCUGAACAAGACGAUGCUUGGUGUCUCGUCGUGGGGGAAUGCAGACUUGGUGGAUUGGGUCAUGAACGUGUCCCACUUCUAUCUCUCGGUCAUCGCUUUUAUCUGCGUGGUCAUCUUUACGGUCGUCUUGGUGGUCAGUCUGAAACGAAAGUCCAGGUGGAGGAGGAGCGCCACCUCUGACAGAGAUCAGAACGAGGCUCUGUCCAGCCGAGAGAACAAAACCGUGGGGAUGGUCAUCAUGGUGGCUGUCGUUCUCAUCGUCUGCUACGCCCCUGGGGUCACGAUCUCCUUCGUGGAGGUUUUCUAUCCCGACUUUGGUAUCUCUGCGAAACAGGAGAAUGCCUAUCACGUGAUCUGGUCCUUUUGUUUUGUGUUUCAUUCAGUUAACGCCAGCAUCAACGUCAUCGUCUAUUACAGGAUGAGUUCUAAAUAUAGAAACACGCUGCAAGAGAUUUUCCCGGUUUUUAAAUCGAAAGCAAAACUUGAUGAUAAAUUAGGAAACUAA